Molecule: messenger RNA, 548 nt
Organism: Meleagris gallopavo (turkey)
Lineage: Eukaryota; Metazoa; Chordata; Aves; Galliformes; Phasianidae
Source: RefSeq, a predicted model, not a curated record
CACUACUCCUAGCUGAUGUUUGAACUCUUAAAGCCAUGUUUUGCCUGUUUGGAUGAAUUUCAUGCCACAGUCCUUGUUCUUACAGGACACUUAAUGGGGAAAAAGAGUACUGGGGAUUUUCCUUACGCUUAUGAAGAAGAAAACAAGAUCCCAUUUUCAGCCUCAUCUGAAAAUAUCAAGCAGCUGGAUGACUAUCUGCAGCGGGAAGAAAUGUCCAAACAUUUGCUACAGCUGCUGGAAGGGAAUGAAAAUAAAAGUGCUCACUUCUCAAAAGGAGGGCUUCCCUGGCACACCAGGAACUCCUGGGAGACAGAUGACAGCAGCAGCUGGAAAGAUAUGAUGGAGAAUCUGCUUCAAGUUGUGAAUAUGAAGGAGAGCACUCCGAGCUGAAAGAAAGUCUCUAAACCUGAAGAAUUGGAACACUUUCCAUAAGAGACUGUGUUUCAUAAGCACUUGAUUGUAAUCAGAUAAUCAGCAAGGUUUCUUUUCUGUAAACAAGAUUUCCGUUGUGUAAGAUACCUAAAUACACGUAUUCUUGUAUGUUUCGG